AUGUUUUCUCUCACCCUCAUCUCCCAGCUCAUAUCGUUCCUCAGAACUCUGAGCAUCCCGAGUACGACCUCCGAAGCCGCUAACAUCGACGUAGUAACCUCUCCGCGCUCCCAACUUCGUCCUGACGUGAGCACGAACCCGAGAUGGAGCGGUGCUGUCAUAUCUGCGGAUUCUGGCACGAAAUACACCUCGGUCGCGGCGACCUUGGUCCUCCCCGUACCGUCUCUAUCACCGAAUAACAGCGCGCCCAAUACAACUUACACUGCCUCUCCAUACGUCGCGCUUGGUGGAGACCCAUGUCAAGGGUCACUCCAGGUCGGGAUGGACAUUAACGCAACCUUGAUUGGAGACAGUCAGGUAGCCGCGUAUGAUGCCUGGUACCAAUGGAACCCCGCCAAUUACACCAUAUUGAACUCCAUCUCCUUCAGCGCAGGCGACACCGUUUACCUCAACAUAACCCUAACCAACAGCACCUCCGGCACCAUAACCGUCAAAAACUUGAAUACGCACAGCACGGUGACACAAGACGUCAGCUCGACGUACGAGCUGUGUCAGACUGAUGCGGAAUGGAGCGUGAGUGAUUAUAAUGAUGAUCUGGGGCCGGAGGUCGUGUAUGUGGAUUAUGGGAAUGUGACGUUUGAGGCGGUGAGGGUGAAUACUAUUGUGAUGGAGGGAGGGGAGGAGGGGAGUGUGGGGGCGGAUGGGGCGGGGAUUGUGCUGCAGAAGAGGGGAGAUGAGAUAUUGACGAAGGUUGAGAUGACGGAGAGGUCUGUGAGUGUGGUUUAUGACGGAUAUCAUGAUGAGGAGUAG
This is a messenger RNA of Stereum hirsutum FP-91666 SS1, 810 nucleotides long. Its product is annotated as concanavalin A-like lectin/glucanase. Gene Ontology annotation, molecular function: glutamic-type endopeptidase activity. Gene Ontology annotation, biological process: proteolysis. The transcript is spliced from 3 exons. The record is from RefSeq and is a predicted model, not a curated record. Bases 1 to 810 code for a protein of 269 amino acids. NCBI's taxonomy places the organism in Eukaryota, Fungi, Basidiomycota, Agaricomycetes, Russulales, Stereaceae.